AUGCCAGUCUUCAUCAACCAAGAUAUUACUCUGAUGAAGAUCAGUCAAGUGAAAAACAAAAGGGCCGCGGCGGAGAUCUCGCCGAAGAAACAGUGGAAAGACGGUUCGCAUGGCUGUCAGGGCGGCCAUUUGAGAAAUAGUAUCGCUAAGACUCUUUACUGCAUUUGGCUGGUUCUGCAGGCGGCUGUCAUGAAAAGCAAGUGUGUCCACCACAUAAGAGUCAGUCGUGGAGUAAGUAUAAUCGCGAGCAUCAUCAAUAAUAAAGGAGCCGAUCUGCGGUAA
Messenger RNA from Histoplasma mississippiense, 282 nucleotides. RefSeq lists its product with no specific name. The coding region runs from base 1 to 282 and encodes 93 amino acids. The transcript is spliced from 2 exons. The record is from RefSeq and is a predicted model, not a curated record. NCBI's taxonomy places the organism in Eukaryota, Fungi, Ascomycota, Eurotiomycetes, Onygenales, Ajellomycetaceae.